Dicentrarchus labrax (European seabass) is the source of this 8210-nucleotide messenger RNA. It is a transcript of the gene itsn2b, whose product is annotated as intersectin 2b. Gene Ontology annotation, molecular function: protein binding; calcium ion binding; guanyl-nucleotide exchange factor activity. NCBI's taxonomy places the organism in Eukaryota, Metazoa, Chordata, Actinopteri, Moronidae. The record is from RefSeq and is a predicted model, not a curated record. Gene Ontology annotation, biological process: positive regulation of Rho protein signal transduction; intracellular signal transduction. The transcript has 40 exons. Bases 303 to 5978 code for a protein of 1891 amino acids.
UCGUCGUCAGCCAUGUUGUUGGUGGUGUGACACACCGAGCUGUCAGCAACAGGUUCUCUGAGUAUCAACGCUGCCGAAACUUCAUCGUUUCCCUCACAAAUACUGCUCUCUUUGGAUAGUAAACCUCCUCAUUGUGUCUCGGGAACCGUCCAGAAGUGGUGGAUGAUAACUUCGGGUCCCGCAGAAGCUCAGAAGUUCAUGUUUUUUGGGGUUUUUUUUGGCCGUGGUGAGAGAGAUGGCUGCGAGCAGUAGCUGAGGACGCCGCCGGGAGUUCCCCCUCUCUGUCUCUGCCACCUGCAAAUAUGAAUGGUGGUCCAAGUGUGUGGGCCAUCUCUCCAGAGGAGAGGAACAAACAUGAUCAGAAGUUUGACACCCUCUCCCCAUCAAUGGGCUAUGUCUCAGGGGAGCAAGCGAGGAAGUUUUUCCUCCAAUCAGGGCUGUCUGCCUCAGUGCUGGCUGAGAUAUGGGCUUUGGCUGACAUGAAUAAAGAUGGGAGGAUGGACAGGUUGGAGUUUUCUAUCGCUAUGAAGCUCAUAAAGCUAAAACUCCAGGGAACAUCGCUUCCCUUAGCACUGCCAAUCAUCAUGAAGCAGCCUCCAGUGCCUGCUCCCACCCUCAAUAACCCCACCUCAUCCAUGACCAAUCCAGCCUAUGGUAGGGGUGCUGUGCCUAACAUGUCCAUGAUGCCUGGGACAAACCUUGCCAUGUUGACCCCUAUCUCCAUGGCAACCCCCGGGCUGUCACCUAUGACACAGAUGACAGGCCUCACCCCUUUGGUUACUACAGCAACAGGCCUGAGCCCUCUUAUAGCCUCCACCCACAACAGGCCCCUGAUGCCCACCGUGGGAAAUGCCACCCUGCCAAACGGCACCAUGGGAUUUCUCCAACCAGUCCCAGCUGGAACUCUGGCCACUGGCCUAUCUUUCUCUGCAUCCUCUUACUCCUCUCCGCUAGGAAUCCCUGGUGCUCCUGCUGGUAUGAACAAGGCCUCAUCGCUGCUGGAUCUAGGAUCUGUCAGCUCCACUUCCUCAUCCCCCUCUGUGAUGUCCCCCAUGGUUACUGGUCCCAGCGACUGGGCUGUGCCUCAUGCAUCGAGACUCAAAUACAGACAGCAGUUCAACAGCUUGGAUAAACAGAUGACUGGAUACCUCACUGGUCAGCAGGUGAGAGGUGCCAUGGCGACUACAAUGCUGACUCAGACACAGCUGGCUUCCAUCUGGAAUUUAGCUGAUGUGGAUAAGGACGGCAAGCUAAACGCUGAGGAGUUUAUUCUGGCAAUGCAUCUUGUGGACAUGGCAAAGAGUGGACAACCACUGCCGCUAACACUGCCAACUGAGCUGGUACCACCCUCACGAAGGGCUGCAGUGAAUGGAUCCAGCCCUUCUCCCUAUGCAGCUCUGACUGAUGACUUGGACUUAGAACCUCCACAGAAAGCCAAAGCCAACUAUACAUUUGAGGAUAAAUUCAAAGCUAACCUGGAGCGAGGAAACGCAGAGCUGGAGAAAAGAAGACUGGCUCUGCUGGAGGCGGAGAGGAGGGAGCAGGAGCGGCGUGCUCAGAAGGAGAGAGAGGAGCGAGAGAGAAGAGAGAAGGAGGCUCGGGAGGCCGAGGAGAGGAGAAGGAAAGACGAGGAGAGGAGGCUGGAGCGACAGAGGGAGCUGGAGAGGCAAAGAGAAGAAGAGCGACAGAGAGAGAUAGAGAGAAAAGAGGCUGCACAGCGGGAGCUUGAGCGCCAGAGGAAGGAGGAGUUGGAGAGGAGGAGGCGAGGAGAGCUUCAGAUAAAGAGGGAGCAGGAACAGGAUGAUAUCAUCAAAUUGAAGGCUAAGAAAAGGAGUCUUGAGAUGGAGCUGGAGGCUGUGGGUAACAAGCAUCGUCAGAUCUCAGACCGACUGCGUGACUUUCAGAACAAAAAGAAGCUUCAGAAGACUGAGCUAGAUCUGACCAAUCAAAGGAUAGAGACACGUCGGCAGGACAUUAACACCCUGCAGAAACAGCUUGAGGAGUUCCAGAGGAAGUUAUCCCAGCUGACUCCGGAGCAGAAGAGACUGACUGAGAAACUCAAAAACAUGUCUCUGAAUAACCUGCCUGUGUCGAGCAUGUCCACCAUGAAGAUGGGCGUCACUGAGAAAAAAGGGACCUGUAUGAAACUGCGAGACCAGCUGGAAGCUCUGGAGAAAGAGACUGCUGUCAAACUGGCUGACAUGGACCAGUAUAACAAAGAUAUACAGGAACUGAGAGAGAGCCAGAGAAACCAGCAGGCAGCACUAGAGAAACUACGGAGCAUCAAAGAGGACAAACGGCGUGAGUUGAUUCGAAAGAAGGAGCAGGAAGAGGAGAAGAGUCGAAGGGAAGAAGAGAGGAGACAACAGGAGGAGGAGAGGAGGCGGAGGGAGGAGGAGGAAGCUCAGAGGCGUAUUAAGAUGGAAAAAGAGCGUCAGUGGCAAGAGAAGCUGAGGAGGGAUGAAGAGGAGCGCCAGAGGAGGCUUCAGGAGGAGAGAGAGGCCAAAAAGAGGGAGGAGGAGGAGAAAGAGAGACAGGCUCUCAUCCAGGCCGCCAAGGAACAGGCCGAACGAGAGCUCAGAGCAAAGGACGAGGCGGAGCGGAAGAGAAGAGAGGCGGAGGAGAGGAAGAAAAGAGAAGAGGAGGAGCGGGAGAAGCAAGCAGAGAGACGGAGGCAGGAGGAGGAGAGGAGAAAGCUGGAGGAGGAGAGGAGGCUGCUUGAGGAAGAGAGGAGGAAACUGGAGGAAGAGAGGAGGAAAGAGGAGAGGAGACGGAAAGAAGAGGAGGAGCGACGGAGGAGGGAGGAAGAGAGGAAGAGGCUGGAGGAGGAGCGGCGAGAGGAGGAGCUCAGAAGAGAGAGGGAGGAGGAGGAAAGGAGGAGACAGAGGGCCGCCGAGGCUGCCAUCAGAGAUGGAGAAGAGAGGAAAAAGCGAGAGGAGGAGGAGAGAAGGAAGAGGGAGGAGGAUGAGAGGAGACAGAGGGAUGAAGACAGAAGGAAGCUUCAGCAGCAGCAGGAGGAGGAGAGGAGGAAGCGGGAGAUGGAAAGGAAGAGGGCAGAAGAGGAGAGGAAGAGAAAAGAGGAGGAACAGGAGAGGAGGAAAGCAGAGGAGGAGAGAAAGCGGAAGGAGGAGGCACCUCGUCAGCAGCAGCAGCAGAGUGGAGUAGGGAAGGUGGAUAUUCAAGAGAAACUGACUGCUCUGCUGAGAGGACUGGAGGAGAGGAAGGGUGGGCAACCCAGAGCCACACACCACAGGAAGUCAGCAGCUCUCACAUCCUUCAAAGCACUCUACCCGUUCACAGCACGAAACAACGAAGAGCUCAGCUUCAAUGGUGACGAUAUUAUCGAGGUUGAUGAGACGACAGAGCGGGAAGAGGGUUGGCUGUAUGGCAGCAAACUUGGGAAGAUGGGCUGGUUCCCAGAGAGCUAUGUCGAGAGAGUGGCCCCAUCAGACACAGCAAAUAAUAUUGCUGCUGCUGCUGCUCCUACUCCUAAAGUGCCGCUCCAGUCACAGCUUUCCAGUGCCCUCGAGGCUGCAAAGGCAGCAGGGACGAAGUCUGCCUUCACACCAACGCACACUCCAAACCCUGCACACUCUGAGACACAAGGACAGCAGGUGGUGGGUAACCUGUUAGCCCAGGCCCUGUGUUCGUGGACAGCAAAGACCGACAACCAUCUGAACUUCAAUAAGGACGAUGUCAUUCAAGUGUUGGAGCAGCAGGAGAACUGGUGGCUGGGAGAGCUGAACGGUGAACAGGGUUGGUUCCCUAAGACUUAUGUGACACUGCUUGGAGAAGAAGAGAGUUCAGAUAUGAAGAGCUCCCCUCCUGAUGCAUCAGAGUCUAGUGACAGCCUGCAGCUUGAAGAAUACGUGGCGUUGUAUACCUAUGAGUCUCCAGAGCCUGGUGAUCUGACAUUCAGAGAGGGAGAUGUGAUCUUGGUGAGCAAGAGGGAGGGAGAGUGGUGGAACGGCUCUAUAGGCAACCGCACAGGCCUCUUCCCCAGCAACUACGUCAAACCUAAAGAGAGUGAUACAUCAAGCAUAUCUGGAAAGAAGAAGCCCGUGAUUGCCCAGGUGCUCAGGGCCCACUCCUCUACUGGCCCAGAACAACUGAAUCUGGAAAACGGACAGCUCAUCCUCAUCCUCAGCAAGAAUUCUUCUGGCUGGUGGCUUGGAGAACUGCAGGCCCGUGGUAAAAAACGUCAGAAGGGCUGGUUCCCUGCCUCUCAUGUCAAAGUAUUGGGAUCCAACAGUGGCAAGUCCACACCAGCACUCCAACCAGUCUGUCAGGUGAUAGCCAAAUACGACUACACAGCCGCGAAUGGUGACGAAAUGAGCUUCUCCAAAGGUCAGCUGAUCAACGUUUUAGACAAGACCGACCAAGAUUGGUGGAAAGGAGAGAUCAACGGGACCACUGGCCUGUUCCCCACCAAUUACAUUACGUUGACCACUGCGGACUGUGACCCCAGCCAGCAAUGGUGUGCAGACCUGAACAGCCUGGACUCACUGAGCCCCCAGGAGAAGAAGAGACAGGGUUACAUCCAUGAGCUGAUACAGACUGAGGAGAGAUACGUGGAAGACUUGCAGAUAGUGCUGGAGGUUUUCCAUAAGCCUAUGUUGGAGUCGGGCCGGGUGAAGGAAGCAGAGAUGAGCAUGAUCUUUGUUAACUGGAAAGAACUGCUGACCUGCAACACUAAGUUUCUCAAGGCACUACGUGUUCGUAAGAAGACGGGCGGGGAGAACAUGCCGGUGCAGAUGAUCGGAGACAUCCUGGCUGCUGAGCUGUCCCACAUGCAGCCCUACAUCCGCUUCUGCUCCUGUCAGAUCAACGGAGCCACACUGCUCCAGAUUCGCAUUGACAGCGAGCCGGACUUCAAGAACUUCCUCAAGAAAAUUGCCACAGACUACAGGUGUAAAGGCAUGCCGUUGUCCAGCUUCCUGCUGAAACCCAUGCAGAGGAUCACACGCUACCCGUUGCACAUCAAAAACAUCCUGGAGUGCACUGCAGAGGGCCAUGCUGACCGAGGUCCUCUUAAAGAAGCUCUGGAGAAGGCUGAAGAACUUUGUCAACAGGUAAACGAGGGCGUGAGAGAAAAGGAGAACUCUGACCGACUGGAAUGGAUUCAGAACCACGUACAGUGUGACGGCGCUGCAGAGAACAUGGUCUUUAACUCUCUCACCAACUGUUUGGGCCCCAGGAUACUGCUCCACAGCGGCAAGAUGUACAAGGCAAAGAGCAACAAGGAACUCUGGGCUUUCCUCUUCAACGACUUUCUGCUUUUGACUCAUGCGUCCAAACAGUUCACCUCGUCUGGCCCUGAUAAACUGUUCAGCAACAAGAACAACGUACAGCUCAAGAUGUACAAGCCGCCUGUGCUGCUAAAUGAAGUUCUGGUUAAGCUGCCAGAUCCUUCCAGCGAUGAGCCCACCUUCCACAUCUCACACAUCGAUAGAGUCUAUAUACUCAGGACCGACAACAUCAAUGAACGGACAGCGUGGGUUCAGAAGAUCAAGGCUGCAUCGGAAGAAUUUAUCGAGACAGAAAAGAAAAAGAGGGAAAAGGCCUAUCAAGCGCGAUCUGUGAAGGCUAGUGGAAUCGGCAGACUCCUCGUCACCAUCUUGGAGGCCACUGAACUCAAGGCGGGCAAACCCAAUGGUAAAAGUAACCCAUACUGUGAAGUGACCAUGGGAACACAGAUCUUCACGUCCAGAACGCUCAACGACACUCUGAACCCCAAGUGGAACUUCAACUGUCAGUUUCACAUCAAAGACCUUUACCAGGACGUCCUCUGCAUCACCAUCUUUGAAAGAGACCAGUUUUCACCUGAUGACUUUCUCGGUCGGACAGAGGUUCCCGUGGCAACCAUAAAGAAAGAGUUUGAAAACAAGGGACCAGUGACACGUCGUCUUCUGUUGCACGAGGUUCCUACGGGGGAAGUGUGGGUCCGCCUCGACCUGCAGCUCUAUGCAAACAAGUAGCUGUAUAGGAUGAACUGAAAUAAUAAUGGAGUCUUCUACCAAGACGUUUUCCUCCUGCAGAGUAACCAAAUAAGAAAAGCUGCUUUUUCUCACCUAAACAAACUCGGGAGGGUUCCCCACACACGCCUAAUAUGGACUAAGAUACCCUAAUCAAACUGAACUGUGUUUCACACACAAUGCCUAAAUAUAUUAAUGUCAACCAGCACUAGUAAUACCUCUUCUGAUGUCACCUGAGUCUUCCAGUAGGGAAGCGAAACCCAACAAUAGGAGUCAGAUCUCUUUUUUUUUUUCUCUUUUGACUGGUGCAGCUGUUUGCACCCGACCAAUACGUACUGUAUGCUCUGAAGGAGUUAAAAGGAAGGACCGCAGCCACAGUGGAGACGCAGCGCGUGGUGGAGUUGAGUCUGGGUCCUUCUGUAAUAAUUUAUAACCUUCAGAUGGAGGUAGAAGUGAAAAAAGACAGUUUAGAAGCAGAUAACCACAGUACUAUUAAUAAAGUAAUACGGCUAUCAGUAGAAAGUUCAUAUCUACUCUACUGUCUAGACUCUCACAGCUCUGUAGUUACAACAGUUGGGUUUUGAAUAUUCAGUGAUUGAGACACACUUUGCCAAGUCUGGUCAACCAAGGCCGUUUAAUGAGUAGAAGCUGAGCUAACAAGUGUUUUCUCUUAACUUACAAGAUAUGUACAUAUGUACUGAUGGUUUUCAAGAGACUGUCUGAUCCGUAACAUGUCGUCUUCUCACAGUGACGUUAAGCGAAUCAUAAACAGUAGAUGGCAGAUGAUGGACCGCAACACGGACUCUGUCGAGCCGACUGGUCUGGAGUCAGUUUACUACUGUAGAUAGAAGAUCUCAGGAUAUGCUGUUCUGGGUUGAGUGUUUGUUAAUCUGUUGUGUGCGUGUCUAUGUGUGUGUGUGCAUGUCUUGAGUGUAGAAGUCUACUUAACGUUUAGUUAAGAUAUAGCAACAUAUAACAAAUAUCUUCAGCCGAGGGCUCUUGAUGCUGUAACUCUUGGAUUUAAUUCAUAACUUCUGGCCUUAAUACAAGUCAUCUUUUUAGUCUUUUAAAAUCUGUCAGUUCUUUGGGAUGCUGUUGGUCUCUGGAUAUAUUUAGUAGCUUGUUUUCUUUCGUGUGCAAAAUCCGCCACGGCCAAGAAGUUUGAGUGCAACUAAUAACACACAGGUAUGAAAAACUCUACUGAUGAACAUUUUCCUUUCCCUUUCCUUCUACACCUGUUCCUGCCUUCCUCUUCACUAUGGAGGAUUUUGAGGAUGUCAAUAUUUAGAGGCAACACAGAUAGACAAGAGAGUUUGUCAGCAAUAAUAAACAGUAUUUUGUAUCUUGUAUUUUUGUUCUUUACACCUUUUACGCUGCCAGAGAUUUUUAAGUGUCAUUCUCCAGUCCUCGUCUCACUGACAGCAAUAUUAGCCAUCUCUGUUGCCUCAAAAAGUUGCCCUUUACAAACAUCCGCCAUGAAAACUUUACAAGGAUAUAGUGUGUAAAAGCUUUUUAUUUAUGUUGUCGGUUAACUUUUUGGUGUCUUCUAUCAUGUUUUUACUCUUUUUGUCCUUUUACAUCCAGUUUCUUUUCUUUUCUAACUCUGAGCGGAUAUUAACAAAAAAGUGUUGUAUUUAUUUCUUAAUUUAUGCGUGUGUGACCAUCCAGAGGUUUGGAGCGGCUUUGCUUGCUGUGACAUCUUGGAUAAUCAGUUGGUAUCCACUGGGUUUGUUUUGAAGAUGUGUGACGUCAAAUAUUAAAGAUGUGUUCAUCGGACACAUGUUGAUACGGUUUUAAAAGGCAAUAUAACAUCUUAGAUGAUUCUGUAUGAUUGAGUUUUACUGUAAGUAGACUAGGUCACUAGUCGUUUUGGUAGGCCUGCUGUUUUGUGCUCUUGUACUUUAUUCAUUUUUCUUAUUCAAGCAACAAAACUUUCUUUUUAAGUCCUGUAUUAACUUUUUUUUUUGAAUUUGUGGAAAAUGUGCAAAUAGACUGGACUACCUUCCUCAUCUGUGUAGAGGUGGUACAAGUUUGUGUUUUUUGUUUUACUUUUUAUUUUCCGCAGCCUUCUGCAUUGACUGCUGCUGUGCUAACUGAGUUUAUGGCCUCUAUAACCCAGAUUGUCCCAUCAGCCUGGAGUCUGGAACCUGCUGUUUGUACUCACUUUGGCCUCCAUGUGGCUCUCUCUGAAUCAGGGUUUCUUAAGUCAAAUUAAAGACAUUAAAAGUGAACAAA